Messenger RNA from Marmota monax (woodchuck), 11467 nucleotides. RefSeq names its product activin A receptor type 2B (gene Acvr2b). The record is from RefSeq and is a predicted model, not a curated record. Gene Ontology annotation, molecular function: activin binding; activin receptor activity; ATP binding. The transcript has 11 exons. NCBI's taxonomy places the organism in Eukaryota, Metazoa, Chordata, Mammalia, Rodentia, Sciuridae. The coding region runs from base 307 to 1845 and encodes 512 amino acids. Gene Ontology annotation, cellular component: plasma membrane; activin receptor complex. Gene Ontology annotation, biological process: activin receptor signaling pathway; cellular response to growth factor stimulus; protein phosphorylation.
CCCGGGGCCCGGGCCCAGCCCCGCUGCGCUAUGCCUGAGUCGGGCGCGCCCCGGCCCGUGCCCCGCCGCCGUCCCCCGGCCCCCGCGUCGCCCCGAAGCCCGGGCCGCAGUCUGCGCCUCCCGCAGCGUCUCUGAGCCCGAGCCCGCACGCUGUCCGUGGACGAAGGCGCAGGAAGCGCGCGGGGAACAAGACCGAAAGAAGGAGCGGGAAGGAGAGCGCAGCCGCCGCCGGGCCCUGCGCGCCCCGGGAGCGCCGCGCGGCCCUGCCCGCGGGCUCCGGGUGUCCGCGGGGCGGCGCCGCGGAACAUGACGGCGCCCUGGGCGGCCCUCGCCCUCCUCUGGGGAUCGCUGUGCGCGGGUUCAGGGCGUGGGGAGGCUGAGACACGGGAGUGCAUCUACUACAACGCCAACUGGGAGCUGGAACGCACCAAUCAGAGUGGCUUGGAGCGCUGUGAGGGUGAGCAAGACAAGAGGCUGCACUGCUACGCCUCCUGGCGCAACAGCUCAGGCACCAUCGAGCUCGUCAAGAAGGGCUGCUGGCUGGAUGAUUUCAACUGCUAUGACAGGCAGGAGUGUGUGGCCACCGAGGAGAACCCGCAGGUGUACUUCUGCUGCUGCGAAGGCAACUUCUGCAACGAGCGCUUCACCCACUUGCCGGAGGCUGGGGGCCCAGAAGUCACGUACGAGCCACCCCCGACAGCCCCUACCCUGCUCACGGUGCUGGCCUACUCGCUGCUGCCCAUUGGGGGCCUCUCCCUCAUCGUCCUGCUGGCCUUCUGGAUGUAUCGGCAUCGUAAGCCUCCCUAUGGCCAUGUGGACAUCCACGAGGACCCUGGGCCUCCACCCCCAUCCCCCCUGGUGGGUCUGAAGCCACUGCAGCUGUUGGAGAUCAAGGCUCGUGGCCGCUUUGGCUGUGUCUGGAAGGCCCAGCUCAUGAAUGACUUUGUGGCUGUCAAGAUCUUCCCACUCCAGGACAAGCAGUCGUGGCAGAGUGAAAGGGAGAUCUUCAGCACGCCUGGCAUGAAGCAUGAGAACCUGCUGCAGUUCAUUGCUGCUGAGAAACGAGGCUCCAACCUUGAGGUGGAGCUGUGGCUCAUCACGGCCUUCCAUGACAAGGGCUCCCUCACGGAUUACCUCAAGGGGAACAUCAUCACAUGGAACGAACUGUGUCAUGUGGCAGAAACGAUGUCACGAGGCCUUUCGUACCUGCACGAGGAUGUACCCUGGUGCCGUGGUGAGGGCCACAAGCCGUCUAUUGCCCACAGGGAUUUUAAAAGCAAGAAUGUAUUGCUGAAGAGUGACCUCACAGCUGUCCUGGCUGACUUUGGCCUGGCUGUUCGCUUUGAGCCAGGGAAACCUCCAGGGGACACCCAUGGGCAGGUAGGCACCAGACGGUACAUGGCCCCUGAGGUGCUUGAGGGAGCCAUCAACUUCCAGCGAGACGCCUUCCUGCGCAUUGACAUGUAUGCUAUGGGGCUGGUGCUGUGGGAGCUUGUGUCUCGCUGCAAGGCUGCAGAUGGACCCGUGGAUGAGUAUAUGCUGCCUUUUGAGGAGGAGAUUGGCCAGCACCCUUCGCUGGAAGAGCUGCAGGAGGUGGUUGUUCACAAGAAGAUGCGACCCACCAUUAAGGAUCACUGGCUAAAGCACCCGGGCCUGGCCCAGCUCUGUGUGACCAUUGAGGAGUGCUGGGACCAUGAUGCAGAAGCUCGCCUAUCUGCAGGCUGCGUGGAGGAGCGAGUGUCCCUGAUCCGGAGGUCGGUCAACAGCACUACCUCGGACUGUCUUGUCUCACUGGUGACCUCUGUCACCAAUGUGGACCUGCCCCCCAAGGAGUCCAGCAUCUAAGCCCAGGACAUGAGUGUCUCUCCAGACUCAUUGGAUCUGAAGAAAAAAGGAAAAAAAAAAGUUGUGUUUUGUUUUGGAAAUCCCAUAAAACCAACAAACACAUAAAAUGCAGCUGCUAUUUUACCUUGACUUUUUAUUAUUAUUAUAAUUAUUAUAAUUAUUAUUAUUAAUAUUAUUUUUUGGAUUGGAUCAGUUUUUACCAGCAUAUUGCUCUACUGUAUUGCAAACAGCGGACACGUCAGCAGGCGUUGAGGUGCUGAGCUGUGAAUGCAGAACCAGCGCCAUGCUGAAGAGCCUCAGCCACCUCCUGUCCUUUGGGAUUCAUUUUUCCCAUUUUCUCUUUGUUUGUCGUCUCAGAAUCUGUGACACAAAGAAACCCAUCUCCUGUCUUAGGAAACUUAAUGCUGCAAACUCUACUCGAGGAACCUUUGAAGACUGUUACAUAAGAACAUACCUUCCUCAGAAGAGGCAUUUCCUCUCUCCUUGGCCCUCACCCCCUCCUCCCCACCACUUUAUUAUUUUUUUGUUGUUGUUUCUCCCUUUUUAGGCAGUGAGCUUAAGAAACAGCAGAUGUGUCUUUCACGGAUUUAACGGGUGUUGUCCUGAUCAAGUAAAAAAACUGGGAUGAGGACGAGGAGUUUGGACUGGGGUUGGAAGGGGAGGAUGGUGCUAGGGUAGGGUUUGGAACAGAGCUACACUGGACUUGGGCACAUUCGGAGCAACAUCCUUUGCUGUGGAGGCUACUUCUCAGGUACCCAGGAAUUGAGGGCAAGGACCUUGUGGAGGCCGAACAUUAAGGGCAAGUGCGGGGUUUGGAGAAAGUCUGAGAGCAGGGGCAGCUCUGACCCACCUGCUGGUCCCACCAGUUUCUUUCUGUUGACCUGGGCUUGGCCUAAGAUGAAACAUUUUUUUCUGCCCAAAUUUUUAAGAUUAUGUGGAAGGCAGAAAUCAUCACAGUUCAGUGAACAUUCUUCAUGCGAUAUGAUGCUUGUAAGUAUCUCUAAUGGAGGAAAUAUUGAAAUUGUUUCCUCCUGGGGCAGUUUAGGAAAAUGCCCUUAGGGGGCGCCCUGCACAGCUAGGGCAAGAGAAUUCCUGGAUGGGCCCCACAAAGACGGCCUGUCUCUCUGGGGACCUUGCAAGCCCUGCAGCUCUGGCUCAGCCCCAUGUGGUGACAUUACUGACCCCAUUCUGUGGCUUGUGGACAUGGCUUUCUCCAGACCCCUUAAAGUGGUGCAUAUUCUAAAAAACGUUUUCUAUUAUGCCAUAACCUUGCUCUAAUCAGUGAAUGUUCCUAAUGCUGCUGUUUCAACAUUUGAAAAUUUUUAAUUUAUAAAACAUGCUAAAUUUUUUUUUCAGACAAAACACACAUCCACAUAUACACACAUGCUUUGCUAUGUGGCUUCCGAGGUUUAAAUUUUAAAAAAAGUAAAAGAAUUAAAACUUCACGACCACAGACCACCUCAAACCAGAAAUACCUCAGAAUUUUCUACUUGUGUAAGUUUUAUUAUAUAUUUUGUUAGUUGUGUUGUCUUGUAGUAAGUAUAUUUUAAUGUAAGUUGACUUUUAUGACAAGGAUGUUUAAAAGAAAUAGAGGAAAAAGAAAAAAAGUUUGUCUUCUAGGGAGUACUACCAUUUUUGUUUGAUAAAGCCCCCUUGUAAAUAAUUGUCAUCGAGUAUAGGUUGGCUGGCUGGGCUGAGUCUGGGCGUUCAUCACUAUUGUUGGUGAAGGCUCCUCCUGGUUUCCUUAGAUCAUUUUAUUUUAAAACAGUGUGUCUCUUAAUCUCAAGAGUAGGCGAGUUGGCAGGUGAUGGAGAGAGGUUGACCUGGGUAGACUGAAGAGGGCUGCUACCUCCUGGGUUAUUUGGAAGGUCAGAUGUUUCCCAUAACUUGAUUGGUUGAUGUUCAGAAUAACCUAUGACCCCACUUUAACUUGUAAAACUGUGACCCUUAUACCCACAUGAGGUAAUUUUACCUGAGAUUUAAUUCCUUCAGUAGAUGAGCAGUAGUAAUACUGGAGGGGAUUAAUAGCACCAGUGGCCACACACUAUGCCCUGAGGGCAGUUGCCAGAGCUGCUUGUCUGGGGUAGAGGGUGUGGGAGUCUGAGUGUGAUGGACCAGCUCACACUUGGGUGGCUGCUCCACUCAGUUGCUGUGUGUGGCAUCUGGGCCUUCUGCUUGUGGGUGUCCUUUUCUCUGAGUGGGUACAGGAUGCUGUGGGAGGCCAAUUUACUUCCCUGUCCAAGCUCAGUUUUUGCUUCAUGGGUCAAAAUGUGGAUUGGUCAAGUGGUCACUGGGACAGAUGGUUUUCUUUUUGUUUUGGUAAGCUAUGUCUUUUUUUUUUUUUUUCCCUGUUUUAUUUUGUUCCCUUGGAAUAAUUUUUAACAGCAAACAGGCCUUACAGCAGUUGCUUUUCUUUUCCACUUAUUUCUUUAAGAAGCUUUAAAAUAUUUAUUGAAAAGUGCCAUAUCUACUUUUUUUAGCUUUUUCCUCAGGCAGUGGGGGCAUCUCCACUUUUCACCCUCAGAAGAAACAAAUAAACCACUAAUAAAUGUAGCUAAUUCACUGCAGGAAUAAUCAGAUCACUAAUUCUACCCAGUGCCAAACACUAAACCCCAGCUUCCCUGUUUGGUUUUUCAUUUCCUCUGGGUGGUUGGUUUUCUUUUGUGCACUGGCUUAAUUCUUUUGGCCUGGCCAAAGGAGCGUUGAGCCCUGGCUCUGUGGGACCUUCUGGUUGGGGUGCAGAACAGGAGGGCAGGCAUACCUUUUCUCUGAGUGGCUUUUCUUUGCUGACCCCUCACCCAGGCCCUGCAGUGGCCCUGUGGGGCCUUGACAUCAGAAUGGAGUGUAAGGAGUGGUAUCUGUUUGGUGUGGCUGGGAACAGGGAGAGUUUGGGGGUUUGUGCAGUUCUCAGGGCUUCAGACUGCCCCCACUACUACCCCUACUCUGUGCUUCAAGGUGCUUCCUUUAGCUCCAGGUGGCACAUUUGGUUGCUACUGGCUGGAAGGUGGGUGAUUUCUAUCUACCACCUUCUGGGAGCUUGGGUGGGCCUUUUGCCACUGGGUAAAGGUUUCAUUUGCUGCUAUCACGUGCUCUGUGAGUUGGGAGACUCCUAGAGUCCUGAUAUGCAUCUGUGAUGGUGGUGAUUGGAUCACAGGGCCUCUGCCUGUGUUUCUGUCCACAGAUUUCAUGUAACAUCCACUUUUGGGGCAUCCAGAGAACUGCUAUUUUUAUUUUACUUUUUUGCUCCAAGCAUUGUGGGAGACUUGUAAAUAAGGCCUGGUCUCAUUGUCCCUGCCCAUGAGAGGCACUGUCCCAGCCCUGUAGGUUUACAGGGGGCCAAAUCAGGGAAGAGAAGUAGCCAAGGAUCCUUGCUCUUUCCUUUCCAGUGUUCUGUCAUCUAAGCAGCCCCUGGCUUUGGGGAUGGGCUUCCAUAGAUAAUGUCCUGGUUGAAAACCCCUGUAAUAACUGGGAUUUUAUCCUUAGCUAGAGAUCCGGAAAUGAACCAGAGAAGGAGGAAGCAAGUAAAGACAGAGGCCACUGUGUCACAGUGUCCUACAGAGGGUCCUCAGUGAUAGGGUGAGCAGGGGAGGCCAUGGACAUAUCAUCAGAGCAUACUGGGCUGGCAUGAGCUGGAUUUUCUCCUGGGACCAUUGGUCCUUAGCAGGAGGGAACAAGAACUGCAGAUGGGGUGUUCUGGGGAGAAAGGGGAAAAUCUGGCUACAAGGCAAAGUGGUGCCAGCUGCUUGAGUCUGAAUUUAUCCUGUCCCUAGUUGGGGCCAUUUGUGCAGAAUAAGAAGCACAUUGCCUAACCUUGAAUAUCAUCUUCUGCUCACAUAUUCUGAGCAAAGGGAAGGGGUUGUCCUCUCCAGGCUACCAAACUUGCCUCAAGAGGCUAGGUCAGCACUCCUGACAUGCUUGAUGCUUUAGGAAGCAUAGCACUCGAUCCUGUAGUUCUGCUUUACGGCCUUUCUUUCCAUUUGAUCACAUUCAUAUUCUCUCUGUCCUGCUAACUAUGCCCUGGGCUUGGGCUAUAUGUGGGUUUUUUCCUUGGGAACCUGAUCUGUGUAUUGAAUGUUCUUCAUGUGCUCUGUGUGUCUCAGAAAAGCCUGUCAUGUGGCCCCUAUGGUCGAGCCACAAAGGCAGGGAAAUGAUAGUCCCAUCCAAAAUGGGAGGACUAGGUGGCCCUCUUACAAAUAGAAUUUUACCUUUUUUAGUAUGUAAAGUUCCUAGUACCUACUGGUAAUAAUGAGGAUUUGCUGUUGUUGUUUGUUUGUUUGCUUGUUUUUUGCUAAGUAAUAUAGUAAGCAUAUGAGUUUUUAGGAUUGGAACUAGAAGUUAAAUAAUCAUUAUUCUCAAGAACUUGGCUCACUAGAAACUUAACUAAAUUGGAAAGGUGUCCAGUAGUUCAGUUUGAUUUUGUCUUUAUUGCAGCCUGUUGGGUUUUCAGUGGUGUACUUUUGGACAGAUGACUAGGCCUGGUACACAUUUCAGGGGCAUUAGACCACCCUUUUCAAGAAGUGCAGUACAUCUAUUAUUUACAUGGUAGGGGAGCAUCCAGAAAGGGGACAAUAUGGACUUUCCUUCACACUUGGGUGACAUGACUUCUUCUUGAUCAAUGGCUGUUUGCAAAAGCUAAACUGAUAAAAUACUCGGCAGCUAAUGUGUUCAGCCUAGUAAUAAGGAAUUUAAGACUAGAUCAAUAUGUUUUAGGCCCAGUAAUUCACUUGAUGAACUGUGUUAUUUUCUCAGUCUAUAUUUUAAACAUUUAAUGCAUUCAGGGUUAUAUUCAUAGUUCUUUAAGUAAGAUUCCAGGUAGUUGAUUUGUAACCAGCAGUCUACCUAUGAAUGUAUCCCAAACCUUUAGAAGGCUUGGAAUAGUUUCUUGAGAUAAUAAUUUAGUUUUGUAGGAAAAAAGAAAUUGAAGUUUAAAAUACCCUUAAUCCAGUUGAUCCAAUCACAUUUUUUAAGACAGUAAGUUCAAAAGGCCUAGCAGCUGUCAACAAAAGUCCAAGUUAUUUAGUGGGAUAUUUUGAAUGUGCACGUUUCACACCUGUUUGGGGGUCCACUAUAAACUUGGUUUGGACAAGAAUUUGAAUGUAAAGUAUUUACCACUGUUUAAGUUUUUAUCAAGUUUUAACAUUGUCAUGACGGUAUCUUCCAGGUAUGAAUGAAGCAAGACUUCAGUUGUGGUACUCCAUGUAUAUCCUGUAGUGCCAAAACAGUGAUACUUUAUUUGCUCCUAUGGCAGCUUGUAGAGAUAACUGAAGUGGUUUUUCCUUAAGAAUUAAAAUGCAUAUUCUCUAAACACCUGAGUGGGUGAUGGGCUCUGCGCUGACCUUUUUUCCUCUGGGGCAGUAUCUUCUGAUAGUCUAGAGUUUAGGCAGUCACAGGACACUAAAGAAACAUACAUGUAGCUGUAUGGAUGUAUGCAGUAUGUUAUUUAAAGGAGGGCUAUUUUGGAUGCCUACAGAAGUGUGACAUUCGUUUGCAAAGUUUAUGUUGUUGAGCUCACAGUUAAGAAAAUUGUGACCCAUUAGUCAGUAGGCUUACCCCCUCGCCCCCAGUCAGUGACGAUGGGUCUUUUUGAAUGAAUGAGUUGUGUCUUGAGUUCUGGGAACUUCCACUGUUGGGUUGGGUAUGGACCCAUUCCCUGACUCUCCUAAUCAUGUUUGCAUCAGUACUGUUAGAUAGCAUUGUAAAUAAAAGAAUAGGUUAUAUAAUAGAGACAUAACACUUGAAAUUUUACUUCAAAAAAAUCUAUAGCUCUACAUAUAUAUUUAGUUAUAUCACCUGACAGAUUUCUUCUACACAGUGUGGAGAUUGUUUUAUACCACAGAUUAUUUUUAUAAAGUCUAGUGAGUUUGAAUAAGAAUGCUUUUGUAAUCAGAGCUACUGAGCUUUACCUUUCAGGAUAAAUGUACACUGGAGCAUGAGGGGUGUGAAUUUUUACUUAGCACUCACACAGAUUCUUGUAUACACUGGCAGCCUAGAGUCAAUUUAUGAUUCUCCUGGCCAAAAUUCCCACUUGUGGCUGUGAAGGACAGAUGCUUCAGCUAGGCUCCUUACAGACCUGAAGGAGGGGGGGCCUGCAGUGUGUUUGACAUUUAUGCUUCCUCCUGAGAUUUCUGAACAGAGGGUUCUGAAGUUAAACAUUCGGUUGUAAGCUCCUGACACAAAAUAUAGUUGUGUUGAGGGUAUUUGGGGAAUGGAAAUUUUAUGGGGCACAGAUGGGGGCAGGAUGCACAAGAAAAAGAUUUAGGCUACAAAAACUUUAAAAUGGGGAUUUAUUGGUUUGAGUUCCACUAAACUGAAUUACCUAGGACUAAAUUAUUGAGUUGAAUAAUUCUUGGAUAUGGUCAGAAUUGGGUAGGGCAUGUGGACAUAGUGAUUAGAUUAAAUGAAGAGCUACCGGCAUAUCUUGUCCCCGGUGGUCAGGGCCUUUGGAGAUUAGAGUGAGUGGUUGGCUCACUGCUUUAAUCUGUUGAAUCAGCCAGGAUAGCCUACUGAGGAAACUAGAAACCCAGUAAUAGCAGGGCAUCUUUCACAUGUCCUCAGAGGUUUUUUCCACUUUCCCCACAAAGGUCAGCAUCACUGCCAUCAAGUGGAAGGGGGUUUCAUUUUAACCUUUUUAAUUUUGGGUAGAGAGUGGAUGGUUAUUUGAGUGCAACUUUUGAUGGGGAUCUAGGGAAACUGAAUAAUUAAGCUAAAUCCUAGUGUUCAUAAUGGCUAGCUUUGAGGCCCAGGUAAAGGCCUGACCCCCACACUCUGCCUACUGGCUUCGGGCCAUGGCUUCCAGAGGUACACUGGAGGUAGUUGAUGUGUCAUUUAAAGCCAGCUGUGCUUUCUGUUCCUUCUGGUUUAGAGUGUAGUUUACACUUCACCCUUUUAUACUUACAACAAAUGUAGUUCCAGCAGAUCCAGUAGCACUACAGGAACUAACCCGCACUCCUUUCUCUGUUCCCAUAAAAGGACAUUUCUCUGCUCUCCAGCCACCUGUCUUGGAAUGUAAUUUUGUUGUGCCUUUGUUUUUGUCACCCUCCUCCUCCAAAAGCAACUGCUGUAAGCUUUUUUCUACUUGUCUUUUCUAUCCCCAAAUCCCUUGCCUUUUUCCUUUUUCCCAGCUCUAAUUUCUGGAUGCACUUGUGUGAUCCAGGUCUUUUAAGAACCAGUUACCUCAGACCUCAUGUUGAAUGGUGUCACCAUCUGGGUCCUCUUGAUACUGCAGACUUAACAUACACACGCAGGAACCCUGCUGAGUGUGGGCACUUAAACUUGUUUUAGUGAAACAAGGACUGAGAAGGGCUUCUGGUGAUUUCAUCCUGGCUGUGGUGGGGUUGGUCUGGAGUGUCAUCUGAAGGUGCUUCCUGCGCUCCUCUGCAUUCUGCCGUUUUCAGUAUUCUUGUGUGUCUGAUUAAGUGAAGCAACUUAACUGGCUGGUCUUGCAUGCAAACUAGUUCCAAAGAUGAGCUCUUUGUAACACAUUUCCAGUCUCUAAAAGCUCACAUGUAGAACAUUCCUUUAAAUGGCAGGAUAAAAACCCACCAUCCACCACAGUGCAUUUUUGGGAAGAUGUCUGUAGCAUAUGUUGCUGUGAAAUUAGGCCUUGUUGGGAUAUGGCUGUUUGUCAUUAUGAUGUAUUUUAAAUAAAUAAAUAAAUAAAUAAAUAUAUAUAUAUUUUUAAAGAGCCUUUUUUACCAGUUCAAGAAGCUUAAUUAACCAGCAGUCACCACAUCUGAAUUUUGUCUUCUGGGGCAUAGAUGGCAGACCAAGAUAAAAGUGGUAACUCAGUGAUGCCAUCUGCCUGCCUGGGCUGUCCUGCUGCCCUCCUGACCAUGGGACACCAAGGUCAUUGUGUUCCCAGUGGGUCCAGGCUCAGCCCUCUGAGUGUUUGAUCUUUGCCCCUUUCAGUGGACUGUUGACUUCAGUCCCUGCAAGUGCUUUAGCCCAAGUGGGGUUUUCUCAGAGCACUGCCAUGAGUUAAGUGUAUGUUUAGCCAAAUAAUUUCUCGGUAAGGGAAAAAUGCAGUCAUCCAAAUUUUACAACAAUGACAGAGAUGCGAGUAGGAAAGAUUAGGCAACAUCUGAGUUUUAAUUUGAAAAGUGUCCAAGUCAUUGUCAGGCCAUCUAGGAGCGAAUGAUUCAUUAGAGAUUCUUUGGGAGACCCCAUCUGAAACACUAAGACCACCAGUGAGGGGAACAAGUGUUAAAAUGCCAGUGGCUUUUCCCUCUCAUUUUUUUUUGAGAACUCUGUAAAAAUGCAAAGAAAAUUGAGUGGUACUUUAGAGUUGAAGGAGAGAGUUACCGCAGAUUAGAAACAUAUUUCUAGAUUUCAUUUCCAUGCCACAAAUCCACAUGAUGCCAUUUUUCAACUGUACAGAAGAAUCUGCUUUUGAAUCUGACAUAAUUGUAAUGGUAAUGUCAAAGGCCAAAUUUUCACUUGUUAAUACUUUCCCACAUUUGUCCUUGAAUCUAAAUAACUUUAUACAGUACUAUAAAUUUAACUUACAUUGAGUUUGAUGUCAAUUCUUGUGAAAAGAGCUUUCUGCAUAUAAUAGACAUACAGUUAAAGAACACAGCAGAGUACAAAGUUUUCAGGAACAGUUUUGGAACCAACAGAAAAUGUCACCUUUUAUUUACCAUCUUAUAUAUCAGUUUUACCAGCUACUUCUGAAUUUGUACAUUAUUUGUAAGGAAAAGGAGGAACCACCCUAAGACUUGUCUAACCUAGUGGAGAAUGUGUGUGUUGGGCUUAGGAUGGUAGCUAAGUCUUAUUGAGCUGUGUUAUCUAACUUGUAUAUACAAAUUGUAAUUAAAAGUUUGGAUUCACCUGUUUCUCACAGUUUAAAAUGACAAGUAAUCACAAACUCUGGAAUUGUGACUAGUGUAUGAUUUAAGACUGUAGAAGCAAGGAAGCUCUUUCAAGUGCUAAAACUAAAAACUUAUAGUUUUUGGCUCAAAUUCAAUAAGUACUGUUUGUAUACCAGGAUAUGUGAGAUGUAAAUGUAGUAGGUCACUUUUCACCCUUGUAGCUAUACAAUAAAAAUUUUGUAGAACAGAAAUAGCUUGUACUACUGAAUUAACAAAAGUUAUACUGAAGUAUCAUGUUUUUAUAUAUAUAUAUAUAUAUAUAUAUAUAUAUAUAUAUAUAUAUAUAUAUAUACACAGAGUUAAGCUUGUUGCUGUUACCCUGUCUGGAUUUGAAAAGUGUGCUGAUUUAUAUAUAUAUAUACAUAUACAUACAUAUAUAUAUUACACACACACACACAAACACACACACACACACCCCUAAAAUGGCCUGAAGCAGACAUCCAUGUAAUUACAGUUGUGAAAUGAAAACAUUUUGGAAAGAACAUUGUAUCAUAGUUCAUUCAUUUGCAGUGGAUCUUUGUUCCUUUUUACUGUGGUACUUUUAGAAAUGAGUGUCAAGUUUGAAAUUAGAUCUGCUAAAUUGGGGUUUUGCUGCUUGAACUCUGCACUGGGUCCUCAAAUAAACCGAUGUGAAUGUAGUUUUUUCCCCCCUGUGUGAAGCAGCAGCCACACCCCAACAGAAUAGGAGGAAAAAUCUAGAACUAUUUCAAGUUUUAUCUUUUUGUAUAUGAAAAUAAAAUAAUAAUAAUAAUAAA